Molecule: messenger RNA, 1709 nt
Organism: Anas platyrhynchos (mallard)
Lineage: Eukaryota; Metazoa; Chordata; Aves; Anseriformes; Anatidae
Source: RefSeq, a predicted model, not a curated record
GGUGCUGGGAGGGGGCAAAUCCCCAAAUCCCAAUGGGUGUUUUGGGUUUUGCUGGGGGAGGGGGCGGCUCUGGGAUGUUUGGUGCUCCCCAAGGGGGGGGCGGGGGGGGCAUUGGGGUCUUACCCGGGGUCCUCGAUGCCCCCCCCCCCCCACGCAGGUGCAGCCCGGGGGGGUGCUGGAGCUGCGGGUGCUGUCGGCGCGGGGGGGCCCUGGGGGGCCGUGCGGGGGCCCCCCCUCCUGCCGCCUCGUCUUUCGCCUCUGCUUGCGCCCCCCCGGGGGGAUCGGCUGCAGCCUGGGGGAUCACUCACAGCCCCCCCGGGCCCCCCCCCAGCCCGGGUGCCCCCCGCCUGCUCCGCUUGCCCUUCGCCUUCCCCUGGCCGGGCACCGUGUCCCUUGUGGUCGAAUCCUGGCGGCUGGAUGAGGCCAAAGGGCCUGGGGGUGAGGCCGGCUGCUGGGCCGAGCGGUGGCAAGGCAGCGCCUGGUGCCGGGGGGGCCGUGGCGGGGGGGGGCAGGGGGGGGGCUGCGCUUCGGCACCCGCCUGCGCUGCCGCACCCCGCCCGUGGCCCCCGCUGCCUCCCCCCGUGCCCCUCGGCCGCCCCUGCCCCCGCCGCUGCCCCCCCUUCCCCGCUGCCUGCCGCCGCCCCCCCCCCACCCCACACCGCCGCUGCUGGCCCCCCCGCUGCUGCCCCCCCCGGGAGUGCCCAGAGCCCCCCCCCUCCUCCCCGGCAUCCCCCGACGCCUGUCCCCAGGCUGGGGGGUGCAGGGGAGACGGCCAGGGCUGUGCCCCCCCCGGUGCCAACAGCACGGUCUUUAGGAGCGACCUGGGGGGGCCGCGCUGUGACCCCCCCGCCCUGGGGCGCCCCCCGUCCCCGAGAGCCCCCCCCGAAGCGGAGCCGGUGCCGGAGGCGUCGCCGUCGCCCUGCGCCCUUGGGCCCUGCUUUAACGGGGGGGCCUGCGCCCCCGCGCCCCCCCCCGGCACCGGCUACAGCUGCCGCUGCCCCCCCGGCUUCCACGGCUCCAACUGCGAGCGCCGAACCGACCGCUGCGCCGACAGCAUCUGCCAGAACGGCGGCCACUGCCUGGACCUGGGGGGCCGCAGCGUGCUCUGCAGGUGCCGCCCGGGCUUUUCGGGCCCCCGCUGCGAGCACAACGUGGACGACUGCAGCCCCAACCCCUGCGCCAACGGCGGCACCUGCGUGGACGGCGCCAACGCCUUCACCUGCUCCUGCACCCUGGGCUACGCCGGCGCCCGCUGCCGCCUGCGGGCCGACGCCUGCGCCUCGGGCCCCUGCCUGCACGGUGCCACCUGCUACACCCACUUCUCCGGCCACGUCUGCGCCUGCCCCCCCGGCUUCAUGGGCCCCCGCUGCGAGGAAGAGGUCGGGGGACCCCCCCCGGCCUCUCCUCGCCGCCAGGCCCCGGCGCCUUUGGCCAUCGCCUGCGCCCUCCCCGUCGCCCUCCUGGGGCCUGGGCUGGGUUUGGUGCUGGCGGCCCGCGGGUGGAGGAGGCGGGCGGGGGGGGGGGAGAGCAGCCGAACACUGGAGCCGGGGGGGGGUCCUGGGGUGAGCCCCCCAGGGACAGAGCAGCCUCUGCCACCCCGGGCCUCGGCCACACAGGUGAGGAUGAGGACCCUGCGCUCAGAGCGUAACUGCCCCUUCCUCGUCCUCCUCUUCUUCUUCUUUAACCCUCCCGGCACCUUCCAGGUCUGA